Messenger RNA from Paramecium pentaurelia, 2247 nucleotides. NCBI's taxonomy places the organism in Eukaryota, Ciliophora, Oligohymenophorea, Peniculida, Parameciidae. The record is from the annotation of a GenBank genome assembly.
AUGUCUGAUUCUGAUGAUAGUGUUACGGAAUUACAAGAGGAAUCUGAUAAAGCAGAAGUCAUCCAAUACUUUAGUACUAAUUAUGCCAAAGUUGUUUCGAAUUUUCAAUAGUACUAUGAGACAAGAAAUCAUAUGUCCUCAUUAGUAAUGAAAAUGAAUGCAUUCGAAAAUAAAAUAGAUGUAAUUACUAUUAAUGCAUUCAGAAAGUCAAGAAAAGCAACCUCUAUGAUAUACGUGAAAUUAGCAACAAAACAAACCUCAUUAUUAAUCUUACCAAGUUGUAAAACAUGCUACUAUAAAUGAAAAAUAAUAUCAUCCAUGGAUAGAAAUCUAUAAUGAAUAUCAAAUAGGAUAAGCAUACAGCUGCUAUUAGAGCCAUUUAGAAAUUAGACUCCAAAAAUUUACCAGAUUUUGUAUCUAAUCUCUAAUAAUUGAUAACUAAUAAAGUUUAGGUUGAAGCUAAUACAAAAAUAUAAUAAUGGGUAGAAUUAAGUAAAUAAUAAUAAAUUGAUAUGGGUUUGGGUGUGAUUUAGAAUUGUGAAUAACUAUAAAUGGUUAAUUCUUAAUUUGCAAGAAUUUCUUUAUUUUAACCUGAUAUACGAUCAAGCAUAGUUAUGAGAUAAUCAACAGUAGGUAGAGUAUCUAUGGUAAGAUAAUCAAUAGUUAGAUAAUCUGUUGUUCCAAAUCAGAAUAGAAUAUCAUUUUUUUCAUAAUUCAAAUAGUAAUAAACAUCAAAUAUGUAAGUAUCACGAUAAUCUCAAUUAAAUUAAUCAAUAAUGGAUUAAUCUUAAUAAAUGGUUAAUGAAUAAUCAUUGAUUGAACCAAGUGCCUGGGAAUUUUCAAUAGAUUAUUCAUAAUUAAAAUUACCUUAAAUGAUUUAUGAGAAUUUGAAUUAAAAAUUAAGUUUCUAUUAAUAAUUAAAAUAAAGCAGAAUAAAGUUUUUGUAAUAUGUUUGUGGAACUGAAAUAAGAUAAAGUUUAAAUGAUUUCAGAAAUUAUUUAGCUUGUAUUUUAGGAUUUGUUUUAAUGGAUUUAGAAUUGAAUAAAUCAUUUAAGGAUUAUGAGGAAAUGAAUUAAGUAGUAUUAGAAAAUGUUAAAUUAAUAGAAAAAUAAAUAAAGAAUACAUUUAUUAAUUUUGAUCUAAGAGAUUUAUUAUAAAUAAAGAAAGAGAUAUAAUUAUUUAGUGUUGCUCUAGCAAAAUUACAUCAAUAUUAAUUAUCAAAUUAAAUUAAUAAAUGUUUAAAUGAUUAAUUUUUAGUCUAUUCAAAUAGAAGAAUUGAAGAGAUAAAAAAAACAUUAACUAAAUCAAUUUAAACUGAUAAUGGAUAUCCAUUGGUUUUGUAAAAUAAAGAAUAAUUUGAUUAAUUAUGUACUAUUUUAAAAUGUCCUUAAAAUAAAAAAUUAGAAUUAACUAUUUCAUAAUUUGCAUAAGAUGCUGUUUACUAAAUUAAUUUAUUUAUUGAAGGAUCAAUUACAUAUUUAUAAUCAUUAAAUGAAUAUUUUGAUUAAAAUGUAAUUUUUUACAUGGAUACUCUCUUUAUGGCAAUAUGUGAUAUUAUUAAGAAUUAUGUAUAAUAAUGUGAUGAUUUCAUGUUAUUAGCAUAAGCUACCUUAAAUUUCAAUCAUUUAGAAUUAUCUAUUUAGUAUUAUAAGAAGAAUAUAGAGAGUUUAUUAUAAGUAACUCAAACAAAGGAAAUGGAAUGUUAAAGUCAUUUUAAAAAUACAAGGUAUUUCUGUGAGGAGGCUUUAUAAAAUGCAAUAAAUUAAAAGAUUAUACUUCCUUAGAUAGAUUGGGCUCCAUCUGCUCCAAAUAAAGGACCUCAUGAUUAUUUUAUAAUGUUAAAUGGAUAUUAUGAAGUAGCAAUUCUAUAAUUAACUUUAGAGUAUUAUUGGUACAUUAUAAUUAAUGGUUCCAUAAUUUAUAGAAUCUUCUAUUUAUCUUACAUUUAAAUACUUAAAUAAGUUAAUUUGGAAAUAAUUAUUAGAAGUUAAAGCAUUCAAUAUAAUUGGAUUAUCUAAUUUAGAAGUUGAUUUAUAGAGUUUUCUAAAGACUUGUAAUUAAUAAUUGUUUCCUGAAAGUUCUAAGGAGAUUAUUUAAUUUUUAAAUCUAUUCUUGAUUGAUGUACCAGCAUCAUAUUUAGAUAAUCAAAAAAGAUAAGCUAAUUAUUCUUAUUUGGAAGUGGCAAAAUUACUAAAAAUAUUUCCAAAAUAUAAGGUAAAAUGUAUUAUAGAUUAAAUUAGAAAGUGA